GCCUCCCCUGCGGAGCCUGCCCGGCAGCGGCUGCCCGGAGUCCCCGCGCCAGGCUCGGCAGCGGCGGCCGAGACGGUCCUUCUCCCCGGCGGGCUCGGCUGUUUCCUUUCCCCCGCUGCAGCGAGGCAGCCUGCUGGAGCAUGGCCCUCUGAUGGUCGUGGGGUUUUGGUACAGCCGCAGCGUGACUCUUGCCGGGUCAGAUGGCGACAGCCAACAAAGGCAGCAACCCCAAAGUGGGGGGAGUCCGCUUCUCCCCAACGCAGACGGUGGAGGGCAGUUCCAGCCACGUCCAUUUUGACGAGAAGCUGCACGACUCCAUGGUGAUGGUCAGCCAGGAGAAGGAAGGGGGCUUCUUGGUGAAGGUGGGCUUCCUGAAGAUCAUGCACAAGUACGAAAUCACCUUCGUCCUGCCUUUCGUGCAGGUCCUGGGAACGGACAUUCGCCCCGCGCCCCUCUCGAACCUGAAUCUCAAGGUGACCAACAUUGCGCCCGUCUCGGAAGGCUACAGGGUGAAGUGCGAAUACGUGGCCCACAAGGAAGGCGUCCUCCACGAAGAGAUGGUCCUUUGCAGCGAGACCAACCACAGUGCCAGCGUCAAAGUCGUCGUACAAGCCCGGGUGAUGGACCGACACCACGGCACUCCCAUGCUCCUGGAAGGCGUGAAAUGCAUCGGCGCCGAAGUGGAGUACGACUCGGAGCAAAGCGAAUGGCAGGGCUUCGACUAGCCCAGGAGGCGCCCCUCCCUGCCUUCCCCUCCCUCUAUAGAUAUAUACAGAUAUAGAUAUAUAUAUAUAUAUAUUUUUUCCGGUUAAAGCUUGAAAUAAUAAACAAAAAAUGCCAUCUCCGCUGCCCGCUGGCUGCCAGGUUUGAGCGCGCUUGUUGCCGGCCUGCUCCUGCGGCCCCUUGUCUUGUGCGCCUGGCGCUGCGCUUCCCUCCUCUCGACCCCCCCCACCACCACCGCACAGUGACAUCGACAACUACGCCCCCGCGUCAGUUGUGCUUCGUAGGCGCGUUCGGCCAGGCGCGGAUCCACCUCCGUAGCUUCCGUUUGGCCGGUGGUGCAGCUCAGGGCCCGCGCCAUCCGAUGGCGGCCUUCGUCCUCCAAAUUUAGGUCCGCCAUUUUGUUUUUCGUUUAUUCUGCCUGGUUUGGCAAAGUCUGGCGGUUUAUGGAGUCUAUGGAGGUUUUUUUUGCAACUGCCGUUUGCAAAAGGGGAGGGUGGGGGGAACCCAGCUGACCGGCAGAUUUCGGUUGGGGGGUUUUACUGUUCAGAGCAGGAGUCCCAAUCCCCCAGCCGUAGCCCACCGCUGCGUUGCAGCCUCUUGGGAGCUGAGCGGUGCACCCAUAAGCAUCUCUUGACGGUUGCACGCGCCCGCUGCUUGCGCGAGUGGAGUUGCCCGUGCCGGCCACUCGAACGGAACCCUCCCCUCCCCAUGCCAUUCCGCCAAGCCAGAAAGUCUGGGCGACUGGCGGUUUAGAGGAAGGAACUCAACUCGAACUCGCCCUGGCCAAUUCGGCCCGAGACAAUUCUCGGCGGGCUAAUUCAACCACUCGGCUUUAUUUUUCGAAAACGAUUUUUAAACAUAUUUGUUUUAAAAAAUCAUUCGCCUUUUUUUAAUUUCGUCCUUCCUUUGGCCUCCUUCCUUGUCACGAUUCUAUCCGGCGGUUCCUUCGAUAUUGUAUCCCGGGGUGUUGGGGUACAGCGUUUAGAGGUGGCCGAAGAGAUUGAGAAAGUGUUUCGUGUUCGGGGGGUUCUUAUUUUUGCUCCUCGGGAAAUGUGUCCGCUCUUUUAGCCCCCCCCCCAAAAAAAAAGCUGUUUGGGGAAGCAGGAAAUUACGGGUUUUGCGGGGUGUUUUGUUGGUGAAGCUGCUCCCCCCCCCAAAAAAAACCCCAGCUGCUUAGUGUUAAAAAGUUGAUCUCCAAUAUUGUUGGAAGUUUGUGAGAGUGUGGAAGUUCCACUGUGUUUUAAGAGGCUUUUAAGUUACUGCGAGACAGUUGGUUCCUGGGGACCGCUGCGCACAACCAAAGUUGCCUGUGGUUUGGGGGUCCCCCCUCUUUAUUCUCCCCCCCCCCACUUCCCUCUCCCAUUGUUGGAAAUGAACCCCACUCAGGAAGAGAGAGAGAGAGAGAAAAAAAAACCUUUUUGCAAAGACUCCCUGAUUUAUUUGAACCCCUGGUUCAUUUCCCCCCUGGCUACAAGGAUGGAUGCACCUGUGGCCCUGUUGGAGUGCAGACCCCCUCCCCCUGUUUAUUCCCAACACCCACCCCCCUCCUUCCUCCCCUCCCUCCCUCCAAGUUCGGUUAGCCUUGGAAGGUUUUCCUUCCAAAGGCAAAACUUUUGCUGCUGUUUAGGAGAUUAAGAAAGGGAAUUAUUCUCUUAUUGCCAUAUGAGGAGAGUUGGUUUCUUGCUUUUUUU
Messenger RNA from Thamnophis elegans (Western terrestrial garter snake), 2414 nucleotides. RefSeq names its product chromosome unknown C20orf27 homolog (gene ADISSP). The transcript is spliced from 6 exons. Lineage: Eukaryota; Metazoa; Chordata; Lepidosauria; Squamata; Natricidae. The record is from RefSeq and is a predicted model, not a curated record. The coding region runs from base 201 to 725 and encodes 174 amino acids.